AUGCAGUAUUUAAGAGCUGGGACUCGACUGAACACCGAGCAUUAUCUAUGUGGACUAGAAAUGAUUNNCCGGAUGCUGAGCUACGAGUGGGACGAAGGGGAGCCGCUGUCAGCCCGUGGCGAUGACUCCACUGGUCUGCUUUCCGAAAGGAGGAACCACACUCUACUCAGGCCCAUCUACAUCAAUGCAGUAGAAGUCGGCUAUGCAUACACGCAGUGCGACAAGGAUAAGCGACUCAAUGUUCGUGGAGUCACGAUUGCGCUCUGGUAUUUCCUUUCGAGAGGGCAUCAGGUUAGUGAAUUUAGUGGGUACAUGGACCGCUAA
Haemonchus placei is the source of this 324-nucleotide messenger RNA. The record is from the annotation of a GenBank genome assembly. Lineage: Eukaryota; Metazoa; Nematoda; Chromadorea; Rhabditida; Trichostrongylidae.